Messenger RNA from Rotaria sordida, 1986 nucleotides. Lineage: Eukaryota; Metazoa; Rotifera; Eurotatoria; Philodinida; Philodinidae. The record is from the annotation of a GenBank genome assembly.
AUGAAACUUUCAUGUUCUCUUUUAUUUAUAUUCUUCUAUAAAAUAUCUAUUCUUCUUGCUGCUGAAGAAAAAUUUAAAAUUGUAUGUUACUUUGCAAAUUGGGCUGUAAAACGUCCCGGUGGAGGUUCAAUGACUCCUGAAGAUAUUGAUCCUUGUCUAUGUACACAUGUUAUAUAUGCUUUUUCGGAAAUGGAUAAUAAUCUAUUAAUACCAAUGGAAAAACAUGAUUUAAAAGAUGGUAAUCAACCAGGCUUUUUUGAACGAUUUAAUGCUUGGAAAAGUGUUAAUAAAAAUUUAAAAACUUUACUUGCUGUUGGUGGAUGGGAUAUGGGAAUGAAAGAUUUUGCAGGUAUUGUUAAAUCAGAAAAAACAAUGAAAAAAUUUGCUGAAUCAGCAGUAAAAUAUUUACGUAAACAUAAAUUUGAUGGUCUUGAUCUUGAUUUUGAAUAUCCUGGUGUUGAUUGGAGAGAUAGUCCAAAAGAAGAUAAACAAAAAUUUACAAAAAUGUGUGAAAUUUUAUAUGCAACAUUUGAAAAAGAAGUAGAAACUAGUGGUGGUGAACGUCUUCUUUUAACAGCCGCUGUAGCAGCUGCAAAAAUUAAUAUUGAUAAAGCAUAUGAAGUCGAUAAACUUGUUCCAGUAAUGGAUUGGUUUAAUUUAAUGACUUAUGAUUUUCAUGGAUCAUGGGAUCAAAAUCGUGCACAUCAUUCAUCACUUAAUAGUAAAGAUGAUGAAAAAGAUGAUACAAUGUAUAUUGAUUUUGCUGUAAAAUAUUUUCAAAAAUUGGGUAUGCCAGCAAAUAAAAUGAUGUUAGGUAUAGGAACAUAUGGACGUGGUGAUACACCAGCUAUGCCUUAUACAGGAUUUAAAGGUGAAAAUGGUUUUGUUGCAUAUUAUGAAAGUUGUAUUCAAAUUGUUUGUGAAAAAAUGAAAGAAACAUGGGAUGCAAAACAACUUGUUCCAUAUAUAGCUGGACCAUAUAAUCAACCAAAAGCUGGCGUAGAAAAUGUUCGAAGUAUGAAAUAUAAAGCAAAUUAUAUAAAAAAAAAUAAUUUGGGUGGAGCUAUGAUUUGGACACUUGAUAUGGAUGAUUUUCGUGGACAAUUUUGUUGUCAAGGAAAAUUUCCUUUAAUAAAAACAAUUAAAGCCGUUUUACAUGGACAACUUAAAUUAUUACCAAAAGAAAAAAUUUGUUCAACUUGUCCAACUAAAGAAUAUAAAAAUUUUAAACCUGAAAUUCAACCACAAACAACAGAAAAAACAACAAAAAAACCAAAAAAAUCAAAACGUGAUGCAGAGACACCAUCACCUCAAGAUGUAUGUGAAGAAUUAAAAGAUGGUCAAUGGCCUGAUCCAUCAGAUUGCAAGAGUUAUUAUUUAUGUCGUGGUGUAGGCACUCAAUGGGGUGAACAAAAACGUGAAGUGUGCUAUGCUGGUUCUUAUUUUGAUCCAAAUGAAAAAACAUGUAAAUGGGUUGGCAUGGAUAAGCUUAAUUGUGAAGAACUUGUUGAAGGUUAUGAAAAUCCAGUAGCUGGUGUUACACGAUCAACUGAUGAAGCAACAGACGAUGAUGAUGAUGGUGCAGAUGAUGAUGAUAAUACUUCAACAGAUGCAGGUGCUGGAUCAUCCAAAAAGAAAAAAACUAAAGCACCAUCAACGAAAUCAAUAUCAAUAUUAAGUCGAACAACAUCUGAAUUUGAUACAUGUACAGCAGAAAAACCCGUUGAAUUUGAUCCUGUACAAGGUAUGCUAUGUUACUCUUGCGAAAGUCAGAAAGAGAACAGCGAUUGCCAAAUCAAUCCGAAUCAGACGACAUCGAUUAUGUGCGAAACGAAACAACAAAUUUGUUACAGCAAAAAAGCCAUAAACGUCGCCGGAAAACUACUACAAUUCAGUCGUGGUUGUUCAAUGCCUCCACCAUCAACGGGCAAUCUUACUCAACAAGCACAAUCGAUGGCGCUUUGGCCGUUACAGUCAAACGAAUAA